Molecule: messenger RNA, 1714 nt
Organism: Scleropages formosus (Asian bonytongue)
Lineage: Eukaryota; Metazoa; Chordata; Actinopteri; Osteoglossiformes; Osteoglossidae
Gene: ywhaz
Product: tyrosine 3-monooxygenase/tryptophan 5-monooxygenase activation protein, zeta polypeptide
Exons: 6
Coding region: 117-854 (245 amino acids)
Source: RefSeq, a predicted model, not a curated record
GGAGGGAAACCCCGUGGAUCAGAGCGAGCCAGAUUGAGAGAGAAUCAGCUGUGUCGCCUGAGCGAGAGCACCAUUAUCUCUCUCACACGCAUACAUAGCCCCAGCGCUAAACAGCCAUGGAAAAGACGGAACUGGUGCAAAAGGCCAAGCUAGCCGAACAGGCGGAGCGCUACGAUGACAUGGCGGCAGCAAUGAAGGCGGUGACAGAGAAGGGUGGAGAGCUGACCAAUGAGGAGCGUAACCUGCUCUCGGUGGCCUACAAGAACGUGGUGGGUGCCCGGCGAUCCUCCUGGCGCGUGGUCUCCAGCAUUGAGCAGAAGACUGAUGGCACUGACAAGAAGCAGCAGAUGUCUAAAGACUACAGGGAGAAGAUUGAGAAGGAGCUCAAGGACAUCUGCAAUGAUGUACUGAUUCUCCUGGACGAGUAUCUUAUUCCGAAGGCAGAGCUUGCUGAAAGCAAAGUUUUCUUCUUGAAAAUGAAAGGCGACUACUACCGCUACCUAGCCGAGGUGGCGGUGGGAGACGAUAAAACUUCCAUCAUCAGCAGUUCGCAAGAUGCUUACCAGGCUGCUUUUGACAUCAGCAAGAAAGAAAUGCAGCCAACACACCCCAUUCGUUUGGGCCUGGCCCUCAACUUCUCAGUCUUCUUCUACGAGAUCCUCGGCUCACCAGAAAAGGCUUGUGCCCUGGCCAAAACGGCCUUCGAUGAGGCCAUUGCUGAGCUUGACACUCUGAACGAGGACUCGUACAAAGACAGUACGUUGAUCAUGCAGCUGCUGAGAGACAAUUUGACGCUGUGGACCUCGGACACCCAGGACACCUGCGAGGACGCCGAUGGGGGCGGAGAGAACUGAAUUCUCCCCCUCCACUCUGGUCUGCUUGUCAGUCAUCCCAGCUCAUCUACACUGAGACCACCUCAACAUCCUGCUUCUUUCUUUAACUUCUCACCAGCCUCUUUCACUACUUUCUUGUGUGUGUGGAGGGGGGGUGUCUGGGUAUGAAAGGGUUAGGCUGUGUUAAUUUCAUCUUGUAUUUUGUGUGCAAAAGGGACAGUAGGGCCUUGAAGAAAUGGAGUUUUUGGGUUGGGGGGGACAAAGCAGUUGAUUAUGAAAUGUUUAUAUAUACAUGAGGCAUUUGACAAAUCGGUGUUUCAUCGCAAGGCCAACAUGACAACGUUGUGAAUCAAAGGCUGAUUGUGGGGGGGGCUGAUACAGUAGUCUAAUUUGGAAAUCGGCAGGAGGCGUGAGGAAUACACCAAAAUUGUCUCGUGUUUUAUGCAGUUAGGUUGUGGAGAAAAGGAAACAUUCCGUUUACUGUCGUCUGCUCAAGUCCGUUUCUCUUCUUGGGUGACCCUCAAGUAAUUUUUUUCCUCCGCUUUCACACAGUUACGAGGUAUAGAAAACCUAAGAACAAAAGCAAGCACUUGAUACGGCUCUAUACUGUAACCUUUGUCAUAAUUGAGCAGAGCAGUAAGACUUUCCCAUGUGCUUAUCUAGUUAAUAUUUCUUAAGGGUUUUUAUUUUUCUCUGUUUCUUUUUGAUACUUGCUUAAAUGCAUGUGGCUAAGAGUAGUUAACGGGGAGGGAAUGGAUCUUGCUGUCGGGCUGGUUAGCUUUCAUGUCUCUGGAAAUUUCAUACCGAACACCCAAGUAUAAUUGUUAUUUGGAGGGAAAAUAUAAUUUCAUGUAAGUGGAAUAAAAAUACUUUAAAAAAAA